GGGCGCAGGUGGUGGCCGCGGGGCGCUGCGCUCGCCUGGGCGCCCCCCUUCGCUGCGCCCCCCGCGCCGCCGAGGGCCCCGCGCGCAGGACUGGAGCUAUGGGGUCGGAAAACCCCAGCCCGCAGAACCCUGGCUGUAAGAUCAUGACCUUCCGGCCCUCGCUGGAGGAGUUCCGCGACUUCGGGAGGUUCAUCGCCUUCAUGGAGUCCCAGGGAGCCCACAGGGCAGGCCUGGCCAAGGUGAUCCCCCCCAAGGAGUGGAAGCCACGGCGCACCUACGAUGACAUUGAUGACAUGGUGAUCCCAGCUCCCAUCCAGCAGGUGGUCACAGGCCAGUCAGGGCUCUUCACCCAGUACAACAUCCAGAAGAAGCCCAUGACCGUGGGCGAGUACCGGCGCCUGGCCAACAGCGAGAAGUACUGCACCCCUCGGCACCAGGAUUUUGAGGACCUGGAGCGCAAGUACUGGAAGAACCUCACCUUUGUGUCCCCCAUCUAUGGGGCUGACAUCAGUGGCUCCCUGUAUGAUGCAGACGUGGAUGAGUGGAACAUUGGCAACCUGAACACCCUCCUGGACAUGGUGGAGCACGAGUGUGGCAUCAUCAUCGAGGGGGUGAACACUCCCUACCUCUACUUUGGCAUGUGGAAGACAACUUUUGCUUGGCAUACAGAGGACAUGGAUCUCUACAGCAUCAACUACUUGCAUUUUGGGGAGCCCAAAUCCUGGUAUGCCAUUCCCCCGGAGCACGGCAAGAGGCUGGAACGCCUGGCAAAAGGAUUCUUCCCAGGAAGCUCUCAGGGAUGUGAUGCUUUCCUCCGUCACAAGAUGACCCUCAUUUCUCCCUCCAUCCUGAAGAAAUAUGGGAUUCCCUUUGACAGGAUCACCCAGGAAGCUGGGGAGUUCAUGAUCACAUUUCCCUAUGGGUACCACGCUGGCUUCAAUCACGGCUUCAACUGCGCCGAGUCCACCAACUUCGCCACCCUGCGCUGGAUCGACUACGGCAAGAUGGCAACACAGUGCACGUGCCGCAAGGACAUGGUGAAGAUCUCCAUGGACGUGUUUGUCAGGGUGCUGCAGCCAGAACGCUACGAGCUCUGGAAGCAGGGCAAGGACAGUGCAGUGCUGGACCACAUGAAGCCCACGGCCCUGAGCAGCCCCGAGCUCGACGCCUGGAACGAGACCAAGGCAGAGCUGAAGGCAAAGCUGCUGCGCAGGAUAGGAGAUGAGGAAGAGGACAACAAACACCGGUCUCACAGAAAAAGGAGUCAACCCAGAAGACACAAAACAGAGGAUCAGAAGUCUCUUGGGGAUGUCAUGGCUAUUGAAACUGCCUUGGAAGAUGUGAAAGUAAAAGAGGAGCUGAAAAGGGGGCCAGAUCUGGAGGAAGAGGAGAGAAGCAAAGGGAUGGAGGGAGAAGGGGAGUGCAAGGCCAAGGCGCGGCCCCCGAAGGCCAAGGGCGAGCGCAAGAAGAAGCAGCUGUUCCCCCCUCAGCCCCCGGGGCCUGUCCCAGGGCCCAUUCCAGCCCCCCAGCUGCCCCCCGAGGCUGGGCCGGGCCCAGCACGGCCCCCGGGACCCUCAGCCCCGGGCCCGGAGCAGGCCCGGCCCACGGCCCCCCUGAACGUGGUGCAGCCCUCGGAGGCGCCGGCCGAGGAGGACGACUUCAGGCCGCGGCCCAUCAUCCCCAUGCUGUACGUGGUGCCCCGCAGCAAGAAGGUGGUGUUUGACAAGGAGCACAUGUCCUGCCAGCAGGCCUUCGAGCAGUUUGCCACGCAGAAGGGGCUGGGCUGGCGCCAGCAGGGCCCCGGCAAGGAGCAGGACGGCGCUGAGGCCGAACGCGCCGAGCUCGCCGCCGAGGCUGCUUCUGCCUUCUCCAAGAUGAAGAUGGAGAUCAAGAAGAGCCGCCGGCACCCGCUGGGCAAGCCCCCGACGCGCUCGCCGCUGUCCGUGGUCAAACAGGAGACCUCGAGUGACGAGGAAAUGUUUCCAUUUUCUGGAGAGGAAGAUAUGAGUGAUCCAGAGGCUUUGAAAUCUUUACUUUCCUUCCAGUGGAAGAACAAAGCACUUAAUUUCCCAGCUGAAAGGAAGUUCAAUGCAGCUGCUGCCCUGAGUGAGCCAUACUGUGCUGUCUGCACCCUCUUCUACCCCUAUAACCAGUCCUCACAGGUGGAGAAGGAAGCUGCCCCAGCCUCCACGGGGGAGCCGUCCUCGUUCGUGCACCUUUCCAAGUGUGGGCAGAAGACCAAGCCCCUGAUCCCAGAGAUGUGCUUUACCUCAAGUGGAGAGAACACCGAGCCCCUUCCUUCAAAUUCCUACAUUGGAGAGGAUGGAACCAGUCCCUUGAUAUCCUGUGCCAAAUGCUGCCUGCAGGUUCAUGCUAGCUGUUACGGGAUACGCCCGGAGCUGGUGAACGAGGGCUGGUCGUGCUCGCGGUGCUCGGCCGGCGCCUGGGCAGCGGAAUGUUGCCUGUGCAAUCUCAGGGGAGGAGCUCUCCAGAUGACCACUGAUGGCCGGUGGGUCCAUGUGAUCUGUGCUAUCGCUGUCCCCGAGGCGCGUUUCCUCAAUGUCAUAGAGCGUCAUCCUGUGGACAUCAGCGCCAUCCCCGAGCAGAGGUGGAAACUGAGGUGUGUGUACUGCAGGAAGAGGAUGAAGAAGGUGUCUGGGGCCUGUGUGCAGUGCUCCUACGAGCACUGCUCCACGUCCUUCCACGUGACGUGCGCGCACGCGGCCGGCGUGCCCAUGGAGCCCGACGACUGGCCCUACGUGGUGUCCAUCACCUGCUUCAAGCACAAAGCAGCAAACCAGAACGUCCCGUUCCGCAGGGAGGUGGCCCUGGGGCAGACAGUGAUCACCAAGAACAGGAACGGGCUCUACUAUCGCUGCAGGGUCAUCGGCACCAGCACCCAGACCUUCUACGAGGUCAACUUCGACGACGGCUCCUACAGCGACAACGUUUACCCCGAGAGCAUCAUUAGCAGGGACUGCAUCCAGAUGGGGCCCCCUCCGGAGGGGGAGCUGGUGCAGCUGCAGUGGACGGACGGGAUCAUCUACAAGGCCAAGUUCAUUGCAGCCCAGAUCAGUCAGAUUUACCAGGUGGAGUUUGAAGAUGGCUCUCAGCUAAUGGUGAAGCGUGGGGAUAUUUAUACCUUGGAGGAAGAGCUUCCCAAGAGAGUCAAGUCUCGCCUGUCCCUCAGCACUGGGGCCCCUCAGGAAGAUGUGUUUUCAGGAGAUGAAGUGAGAGCAGCCAAGCGUCCCCGGCUGGGGAAUCCCAGGAAUCCUGAGGAAUAUGGACAAACCCCAGAUUACCUGGCCUUCAUGGAGAGCCUGUUGCAGACACAGUACCAGCCUGGGACUCAGAGCAACAUGUUUUAACCAGGAUUCAUCCAAAAUAUUCAAUUAACCCUUUUUGAGUUAGUGGAAAAAUAAAUAGGAAACUGUGGAAUGGAAGACCAGCCCUGUGCAAUAGCCUGCUGUGAAUUUCUUUCAUCUCCUCUUGGUUUGGACUGCAGGAAAUCCCUGUCUGGCUGCUACCUCGACCUUGCCAGGAGUUGCUGACCAAGAGCUGGGGAGCUUGGAAACCCUUCAGCUUUUCACAUGGAGACUUUGGAAGAGUUUCUACAGAUGGAGCUUUGUGACUGGUUCUUUUUUAUGAGGAAAGGGUUAAAAUUUAACAAAAUGACUUUUUCAAAUCUGUCAAACUUUUGUCUUUCAAGGUGCUAUUACAUUGACUACUGAAGCAGCCUUUGGAAUCGUGUUUUCUGUACAUAGACGUCACCUUUGUGAAGUUUUCUAUGAAUGAGCAUUAUUAAAAAAAAAAAGCAAGCAAAAAUAGGAAAAUGAAAGUUUCCACAAAACAUUUUUCUAGAUUAUGGCUUUAAAACAGAAAAUAAAUUAAAUCCUCCCCCCUCACCCCCAAACGAAUUGUGACUGAUGUUACAGCGGGGAGAGGGAGAGCAAGAGCAGAUGUCCUGGAAUGUUCUGGGUUCUUCUUUUGUAAGAAACACUAUCUUUGUAAGCUGGGGAAGGUGGGGAAGCAAUGUUCAUGCUGGGAUGUUUCUGCCAUUGGCUCUCUGCACGCCCUGGGAUGGAUGUUGGCAUCGCUGCCACAUCCCCAGGGAGGGGCUUAGGGAAGAAAUGGCCAGGUUUGGGUCAUUCCUCUCACCUUCCUUCCCCAUCUUUGCCAUCACAGUUGCUUUCUAGUUCAGGAUCAGCAUGGCUUUGAGUUCCAGCGUGCCGCCCUGGUUUGGCAAGUGUUCUGUUGCUGCUUGUGUUAGCUCCCCACGAGCCAGAGGCUCCCCGGCAGCACUUCUCCCUUAGCACUUCUCCUUUCUCUUUCCUUUGUCUCUUUAUUUUUUAAUUUUUUUUUUUUGAGUUGUGCUCCUUACAGUGUGAGAAUCAUUCCAUGACAGAAGCUUGGGAGGUGUUUGUAUGUUUUUCUUUUAUCCUAUUAAAGAAGAAAUUCCUCAAACAUCUGAUUGUCGUGACAUCCUUUCCUUAAGCAAGGACUGAGCCUGUGAGUUCCUCCUGGGGAAGAGGAGUGCAAGCCCUGCCUUGACUGGACUCAGCUCCCUGAGGAUUGAAGGAGCAUUAAAGGCAGAGCCCAGCCCUGGAGUGUUGAGGGGGCAGCUCCCACCUGGACCUUUGCAAAUCCCCUGGGGCUGAAGAGCUGAUGUGGAGCAGUGCUUGGCACAGAGCCUGGUCCAAACCCUGCUGGAGCCACUGGAAAGUCUUCCCCUCUCUUUGGAGGAGCUCAGUCAGUUCAGAGGAGAGAAGGAGGCAGUGCUGGUGCCGAGCUGGAGGGGCCGUGGCAGAGCUGGGAAGGUUCAGGUGCAGGGGGAGAGCAGAGCAGAGGGCACCCAGAGCCUCCCCUGCUCCACAGCCCAGCCUGGCCAGCCAGCAACCUGGAAUGCUGCACUGCAAUCUCUUCCACUUAAUUCCCUGAAAAUACUGGAUGGAGAGAGACAAUAUUCUUGUUUUGAUUAUUAUUUUUAAGCCCCUUUGCAAGGUGGUCGUUGUUCUGGGGAGAGGCUGUUACGCAAAGCUCUGGCUGGAUCUUUAAGGGAAUAAGUGGGAAGGAUUUGUGGGCUAGCAGAUGGUAGAUUAGCAUCUUAAGAGACUCCAUGGGUAUUAAACUGUCCUAGUGAAAGAGUGGAGAUAGAAUAAAGCAAUUUAAUUCCUUUUUUACUUUGGUUUUGUUCUGCCUUGAGGAUUGGAGGUGCCAUCCUUUCUCCUGCCUCUGCUACGGGUCCUUUUCCUGUGCCUGGCUGCGCCUGCGUGGUUGUGAGGCCCUGCAAACAGGGUUCUGCUUUUGGGUUCUUUUAUUUCCGAGUUUCUGACCUUUUCAGUAGAUGUCUCCACGAAUAAAACCAAACUGAGACUAAUAAAAGUUUAAAAAAUUGGCAA
Molecule: messenger RNA, 5399 nt
Organism: Camarhynchus parvulus
Lineage: Eukaryota; Metazoa; Chordata; Aves; Passeriformes; Thraupidae
Gene: KDM4B
Product: lysine demethylase 4B
Biological process (GO): chromatin remodeling
Cellular component (GO): nucleus
Molecular function (GO): histone H3K9 demethylase activity
Source: RefSeq, a predicted model, not a curated record